AGUAUGUGGGAUGUCAAACGUCAUUGGUGGCGCCAGUCACCUAGUCAUCCAACCCCUCAGCUGAAAGAAGAAAGAAAAAUAAAAUCUUGGAAACAACAGUGAAAGCUUUCAUCUUAACAUCUCAGCUGAAUUUUUCUAAGCUGCUGCUGUUUAACUGUACUUACCCUUUAUAAUGGCUCUACACUUGCCUAGAAGCUCGAAUGCAACAUGAAUGUGGUUUGCAUAUUCUUGCAGAAGCACUCACAAGUACCAAAAUUUGGCAACUGGGAGAACGACGAAGAUGUUGCCUAUACUGCCUAUUUUGAGAAUGCUAGUAAGGGUAAGAAAGGCAGUAAAAUGAAUCCAAAUGAUUCUCAGGAUCCUGAGGCAGAAGUAAAAGGUCAAAAUGGAAGAGAUGCAGUACGAUCAAAAGAUGAGCGUUUUUCCAGGAGAGAUGAUGUAGAACCGCGGAAAUCAAUUGACUCCCCAUUGCACCCAGACACUAUGGGUCAAAAAGCUCCAACUUACUCAUCUCCACAACGAUAUGGUGUGAAAUCUGUAGGCAACAAGUCAGAAUCAGAAACAAUGAAGGGUGCGGAAAUCCCAACAGCAAGGCAUGAACGUCGGCCAAGUAGAGAAGAGUAUCUGAGGAGACCUACUGAUUCCCCAAUGCGCAAUGAGAACACGGGGAGAAGAACUCCUAUGGAAUCACCUCAUCAUCGCUAUGGCGGCUUAAGUGGUGGUGCUACACCUAAGCGGGUCUCUCAGCAAAGUGUGGGACCUGAUCGCAGUAUUGAGCACUCUCCGCUGCAUCCACAUUCCCAGGGAAGGGUUGGAAGCAAAGGUGGCGCAUUUUCCUCUCCGUCGUGGGAAAGAAAGGUUUCAUCUGAAGGUAAUCAAGGUCUGGCUCCCUCUACACCUGGAAGAUCCCGCUUGAGAUCAGUUACGAAAGGUGAUGACAUGUCUGAUGACAGCCCUGCUGUUCCUAAAUUUGGUGACUGGGAUGAGAGUGAUCCUGCAUCAGCAGAAGGUUACUCACAAAUAUUUGACAAAGUGCGAGAGGAGAAGCAGACUGGUGCAGCAAAAGUACCUGGCACAUCAACUGAUACAUCUUAUUCCAACAGUCAGAAGCGAUACGGAAAUGACAGUGCAAAGGGAUGUUUGUGCUUUCCGUGGGGUCGGAGUUGACAGUUCUGAGGAUGGGGGUUAACAAAAAGUACCUGGGGCAUGUAGCCUAUUUUAAAACAUAAAACUUUGGUUAUGUAUAGGUUUAGGUCUGGUAUAUAUGUUGUUCAUUGUGUGCUUUGGAUGAGAACUCUUUUUAUUUAGAAAACGGCGAAGGGAAAGGAAAAAAACAAACAAAUUGAAAUGGACAGAUAACAUUCUUCUUUUUCUGGUAUCCACAUAGUGCUGGCUUCCUUUUCAUAAUGCAGAGUUAUCAUAUUAUUUUUA
Nicotiana tabacum (common tobacco) is the source of this 1431-nucleotide messenger RNA. Its product is annotated as RPM1-interacting protein 4-like. Gene Ontology annotation, cellular component: plasma membrane. NCBI's taxonomy places the organism in Eukaryota, Viridiplantae, Streptophyta, Magnoliopsida, Solanales, Solanaceae. The record is from RefSeq and is a predicted model, not a curated record.